Messenger RNA from Metopolophium dirhodum (rose-grain aphid), 1715 nucleotides. Its product is annotated as coiled-coil domain-containing protein 50. The transcript has 8 exons. Lineage: Eukaryota; Metazoa; Arthropoda; Insecta; Hemiptera; Aphididae. The record is from RefSeq and is a predicted model, not a curated record. Bases 238 to 1284 code for a protein of 348 amino acids.
CCACUGAUCCAUUCGUGGGCAGACGGCCAAUGAUCACUAUCACCAUUCGAUAUUCGUCACCGGAUACUGACGGAGCGUUGGAGCAGCAGGCAACAGCAGCUAAGAACUCGCUUCACCAGAGCGUUCGUCCACCGACGGUCGCGACUGCUUCCUGUCUCCCUCAGUCCCACAACCACUGCCAACUGGUGUGUGUAGCUCUCGACAAGUCGACGACGACAAACGACAAAAUGGUUUCCGAUGCCGUCAGAGAACAUAGCGCCGCGACGCGACACUGAGUGUCGGCCGGCUAUGCAUUGUCAGUUUGGAUUUGGCGGCGUCGGAUCCAUGGGGGACAACAUUAGGAAGAAGGCCACCAGCGACACGUUGCCCAAACCUGGAAAGGUCAACUCGGUGUGUAAAGAAUGGUUGGUCCACGAAGACGGGGCAUUGGCGUAUCAUUUACAAAAGUUGGAAGUCGACGAACAUUACAGUGGAAAUCGUUCGCGUAAUGCUAUCGUUCGACAAGACUUGCCUACAGCCAAGGAGGAACAGGAACGUGAAAUACGUGAAGCUGAAGAACGAUAUGGCGCAUUCAUCAAAGAACAGGAAGAAAAAGAUCUCAAAGUUGCUAUGGAAUUAGCUGAUAAAUUAACAAAAAAUAAAUAUACACAUGACAUCGGGGUUACUGCAAAUUCAGGUGGAAGUAGACCAGGAAUAUUAAAAAAACACCGUCAACCAGAAUCUACUAAAAAUUUUACAGUAGAGUCCAAUGAAUAUACUGAGUUUGAUAUUGACGAUAUUUUGCAUGACAUUGACUAUGAAGAAGAGGUCAACCGUCGAAUUCAAGAACAAAAGGAUGCUGAAUUGGCCAAGCGACUUCAAGAACAAGAAGGACGUCCCAUGUCAAUUGAAGAUAGGGAUAGAUUAAUUGCUAUUGAAACACAAGACUGUGAAUUGGCUAAGCUUUUACAAGAAAAAGAAAAAGCGCGAAUGAGGAGAGCUCGUGAAAAAGCAAAACAAAAAGCAUUACUUAAAAAACAACAGCAGUUGGAAGAAUCGUCUGAAGUUGUAUCAACUACCCAAGAACCUCUUUCUAAUAUUGCUAUUGCUAUUGAUCCGACAUAUAGUUCAAGAAGAACAGAACUACAAGACAAUUUUUGUGGUACUUCUACUGCUCUAUCUUCAUCAUUAGACGAUGUUCCUCCGUACAUGCCAAUUCAAGGACAACGACGAAGCAAUCAUACAGAUAAGAAAAAAAAAUCAAAGACUGAUGGUGUUGCAUCAUUUUUUAAAGUAUUUAAGUAACGUUUAGUGGUGGGAAAAUAAAAUGUGAUAUUUCUAUAUUUUAGAUUCUGAGCAUAACAAAAAUUGUAUUAUAAUUUAUAGUAAAUUUUUUAUUUUGUGAAUUAUACUUAUUAUUAAUCAAAAUCUGGUAUUCCACCAAUUUCUAAAACUGUGUUCAUUGUCCAUCUGAACAUAUUUUAAUAAUUCGUGUAAACUAAAAUAAUGCGUAUUUUUAAUAUUUCACUUGUUGUCAAUUAUAUUUUUAUCUUAUAGUUCAUAUUAUGCAAAAAUGUAUAUAUUUUUUUGAAUUAAUACCGUUCUUACUGUAAUUGUGAAACUAAUUGUAUUAAUCUAUUGAUAAUAAUGGUCGUGAUAAAAAAAAAUAUUGUAUGUACAGCGUUUUAUUAUUUUUAUUGUUUAUUUAUGAAAUAAAACUUUUUUGUAUUAUUUUA